Morus notabilis is the source of this 2438-nucleotide messenger RNA. Its product is annotated as probable galacturonosyltransferase 11. The coding region runs from base 438 to 2045 and encodes 535 amino acids. The transcript has 2 exons. The record is from RefSeq and is a predicted model, not a curated record. Gene Ontology annotation, molecular function: polygalacturonate 4-alpha-galacturonosyltransferase activity. Lineage: Eukaryota; Viridiplantae; Streptophyta; Magnoliopsida; Rosales; Moraceae.
UUUACUCUCUCUCUCUCUGUUUUACGCGGAUCACCGUCACUCCUCUCUGGUUCUUAUUAUUCCCCAAUUUUCAUUGCUUUCCCAUCUUCGAUUCUGAGCUGCAAAAAAGGCCCUGUCUCACUGAUUGUUUCUUCUCUCCCUCUCUUCAACUCUUUCCAGAUUCGAACUCAUAAACCAAAAACAAGAAGAAGACGAAUUGAGGAAGAUAUCGAUUCAAAGUUGCUAACUUGUUGAUACUAGACGCUACAAGUUGAGAUUUUGAUUGCUGGGUCUGUGACCCAAUUGAGUGAAUUCAACGGAGUUGAUUGGUAUGUUGAGAGUGAGAGGCCUUUUGGCCUAAUUUCGUUUUGUACUUAUUUUUGGGUUGAGUAUUGGAAAUGGGUCGAUUUGAAUUGUUGAUUUGGUGGUGAAAUUGGGGGAGGGAGUCGUCGAAAAAGAUGCGGCGGCGGGCGGCCGAUUUUCGGCGCCCGGUUCGGAGGCGGUUUCCGAAUUGGAUCUGGGUGCUUCUUGGGCUGUUAUCCAUUGCAGGACUGUUCUUGUUCGUGCUUCACCAUAACCAGAAUGAAGAUCGGGUCCAACAGCCGGCAUUGGAGAAGAACACAAGAAUGGAACAGGUUGCCCGUGAAGAUUUAAAUUUUACUCAGGAAAUAUUAAGCGCUACCUCAUUUUCCCGGCAGUUGGCAGAGCAAGUAACACUUGCCAAAGCAUAUGUCAUUAUUGCCAAAGAGCAUAACAACCUCCACCUUGCUUGGCAGCUUAGCUCAAAGAUCAGAAGCUGCCAGCUCUUGCUUUCAAAAGCUGCCAUGAGGGGUGAGCCUAUAACAUUAGAGGAAGCAGAAUCAAUAAUUAAAAGCCUAUCAUCUCUAAUAUUUAAGGCACAAGACGCCCAUUAUGACGUUGCAACCACAAUAAUGACAAUGAAGUCUCACAUUCAAGCCCUUGAAGAACGAGCGAACGCAGCAACUGUUCAAAGCACUUUGUUUGGCCAAUUAGCAGCUGAAGCGUUACCCAAAAGCCUCCAUUGCUUGAAUGUUAAGGUCACAGCUGAUUGGCUUGUGAAGCCUCAUCUUCAGGAACUUGCAAAUGAAAAGAGAAAUUCUCCGCGGCUUGUGGAUAACAAUCUUUACCAUUUCUGCAUACUUUCCGAUAAUGUGCUGGCCACUUCAGUGGUUGUCAAUUCUACUGUCUCCAAUGCCGAACAUCCAAAACAACUCGCCUUCCACAUCGUCACAAAUGGAAUCAGCUACGGCGCAAUGCAGGCUUGGUUCCUCAGUAAUGAUUUUAAAGGGUCCACGAUAGAAGUGCAGAAUAUUGAGGAACUCUCAUGGUUGAAUGCUUCUUAUGCUCCUAUUGUCAAACAGCUUCUCAAUCCAGAUUCACGGGCCUACUACAUUGGGGGGUUUCAAGAAUCGAACACUGAGAUGAAAUUGCAAAACCCCAAGUAUCUGUCUUUGCUGAAUCACUUGAGGUUCUACAUUCCACAGAUCUAUCCACAGCUGGAGAAGGUGGUUUUCCUUGAUGAUGACGUCGUUGUCCAGAAGGAUCUAACCCCACUUUUCUCAUUGGAUCUGCAUGGAAAUGUUAAUGGAGCAGUAGAAACUUGUCUUGAAGCCUUUCACCGGUACUACAAGUAUCUCAACUUCUCGAAUUCAGUCAUCAGCUCCAAAAUUGAUUCCCAAGCAUGUGGAUGGGCAUUUGGCAUGAAUGUAUUUGAUUUGAUCGCUUGGAGAAAAGCGAAUGUAACUGCUCGGUAUCAUUACUGGCAGGAGCAGAAUGCUGAUGGGACGCUUUGGAAGCUGGGGACACUUCCUCCUGGUCUUCUUACCUUUUAUGGUCUGACAGAACCACUUGACCGGAGAUGGCAUGUGUUGGGAUUGGGUUAUGAUCUGAACAUUGACGAUCGUUUGAUUGAGAGUGCGGCUGUCAUUCACUUCAACGGGAACAUGAAGCCAUGGCUCAGGUUGGCCAUCGGCAGGUACAAGCCUUUGUGGGAACGGUAUGUAAAUCAAAGCCAACCAUACAUCCGAGAAUGCAUCACAAGUUAAAAUGGGCUACUUCUUUCUUGCUUGCCGGGACUUUAUGUGAUCCUCAAUCCUUUUAAACUUCCAACCUGGGAUCAAACUAUUGUAGAGUCAGAAGUAGAAAAUUUUGACUUUGUUAGGGAGCUAUCCUUUUCUUUUUUCCAUUAUAGUGUUUUUACAAGAGAAAAGAUUUCUUUUUAUACAUUAGAGAGCUUAAGUGUACUAGGAGAAGAAAGUGUGGGAGAUUCAUUUUUGGCUGGUGGGGGUUUUGGUUUAUCCCCUUCUAACCAGCUGUUGAAUUAUUUGUUCAGCAAUUCUUGUAAUAAUUAUCAUCUCGUUUUAAGUUAUGUUGUAAGAAAAACAUUUUCCCCCUUUGUUCCUCUUAACUUUGUGCCAGAGAAAUUCAGUCAUUAUGUU